AUGAAAAGGCUAUCAUUUCACAUCAUUGCUGUCAUCAUCAGCUAUUUUCUCAAUGGCUGCGUAGUUGUUCACAGUCAGACAGUCUGCAACCGACCAGCCAAUCUGGAAUGGCACCUACAACCACAGACUGCUCAGGUGAAAUGGACGCUCAUGGGGAACAUCUGCAAUAGUACGGUCCAAUGCUGGGGCGAUCAAGACAGGACAGAGACCCAAAAGUCCGAUGUUCGGCCAACUUCGAACUUACCUCAGAUUUGUCCUCUAGAGGUGCAGUUUGGCGUCAAGCUAUUUGUUUCCAUUGAUGCUACUGUGGAUUUAUACGGUAUCAGGAUCCUCAAUGUGUCAAAGGAGGACUUUGAAAGUUGUUCCACUGCAACACAGUCACAAGACCAGUUUCUCCGUUCCCAUGACAUUAUGACUGGGACUAGGCAGGUCGAGCCUAAAUGGCUUCUCCCGGGCCUUCAUUAUUUCAUAGCUUGGCAUGAGGGGAAUUCACAGCUCUGCAAGCUCGGUCUUCGUCUCAACGUCUCUGUGAAGGAACAACAGUGUCAAAGCAGCCCACUAGUGCGUCUCUGCUCCGGGAACGGUGUUUGUAGGACAAGCUUUUGGGAAGACGGAGCGUACCGCUGUCAGUGCCGCCAGCAUUAUUCUGGAAAGUUCUGUGAGAAGUUUGAUGCGUGUUUGGAAAACCCAUGUGAGAACGAAGGGGUCUGUGUGAGCAAUGGGGGGACGACAGAUCACAUCCACACCACGUACAAGUGUUUGUGCCCUCCACAUUUUACAGGUGAGGAAUACAACUGAGAAUUAUGACUGAUAUUGGUACUGUCAUGUUUUAAAGGGGAAUUCUGCAGUUCAAACAACAACAAAGUCCCCACCCACCCCCCACUGUAUAUAGCCCCAUCCCAGCUUUUUAAAUGUAAAAGUCCAAAAAUUGAUGUAUCAAUCACAGAUUACCCUUUUUAAGCUACUUUGUGAAAAUGCUAAAGAAACUUACACACUUCUUGCAGUGGAUUUAUUUAACCUAUGUUUUGGCCAAAUAGCCUUUAUCAGGGUUUGAUACUUUACUUUACACCCUCCACCAAAUUUGCGACGCUCAAUGGAUUGUUGUACCUUCAAUUACUAUAAAUGGGAAAAUAAAUUGCUCUCGUUAAUUAAAUCUGCCGUGACAGAAUCCACCUACCUACCUGGAGGCAAAGUCUGUGUCCCAAAUGGCACCCUAUUUCCCAUGGGUUCUGGUCAAAAGUAGUGCACUAUGUAGGGAAUAGGGUGCCAUUUGGGACAGACCAUAAUGUUACCACCCUAUUGCUUGCAAAUACUUCCAUAUUAUUUAUCUAUCAUAAUUACUAGUUCUCAUCUAGCUUAGUGCAAUUAUUUCAAGAAUAUCCAGAGUCCGUCCCAAAGGGCACCCUUUUCCCUUUAUAGUGCACAUAGGGCUCUGGUCAAAAGUAGUACGCUAUGUAGGAAAUAGGGUGCCAUUUGGGACAGAACAUAAUGUUACCACCCUAUUGCUUGCAAAUACUUCCAUAUUAUUUAUCUAUCAUAAUUACUAGUUCUCAUCUAGCUUAGUGCAAUUAUUUCAAGAAUAUCCAGAGUCCGUCCCAAACGGCACCCUUUUCCCUUUAGAGUGCACAUAGGGCUCUGGUCAAAAGUAGUGCACUUCAUUGGGGAAAAGGGGGCUAUUUGGGAUGCUACCACAGAUACCCCCAUGGGCUAUUUAUGUGAACAACAUUUUCUUCCAGGACUUUAUUUUUCUUUUAAUCAUCAUAAUUAUUUCUGGAAUGGGUUUCUGUACCACCUUAAUACAUUCUUAAUUGCUUGAUUCUAUACCGCUUUGCCUCCUCCUUCUUACCAUUUCAUUUAGAUUUGAUUCCUCCUCUCACCAUGUCUUUGUCAAUAAACGAUGGCUUCCAAACGUUGUUUAAACAUUGGCUCUGAAGACUUACGAGCCAACUUGUCAUGUUUUUGUCAUCACAAAUCAUCUGAUUCAUGCAAUGAACACGGUUAUCAGUAGAAAUGCAUUAUGCAGUAACUAACUUCUCUGUGCAAUGGGGCCACAAUAAGGGAGAGUUUCUAUGUAGACUUUCAAGCUGCAAUGACGUCACUUAAGAAAUAUUAAUUCAUUAAUUAAUUUCCACAGUUAAUUAGUGUUGAUAAUGGUUGAUCCUAUGUUACUUCAAUUCAAAUAAAAAACUAUAGAUCGAAUCUAUAGGAAUAAAAUACUAUAGAUCGAAUCUAUACGAAAGUAGAAUCUAGCUAGAUACUUGCCUAAACCAUUUUGUUCAUUUAAAAAUUCUUUAUAAUUCAUGCUUUAUCUUUUCCCUCAGGGGCUAACUGCUCUGACGUGAUUGGACGAGAGAACUGCGAUCGAGUUUGCCGUAAUGGCACAUGUCACCAAGUUUCACCUUCCUCCUUCAAAUGUGUGUGUGACACAGGACACCCAGGUAAGGAACCAUGGUUAUAUUCUGUUCUACCCAGGCCUGGAUUCAAACCAACAGAAAUGAACAGUCUGCGCUCUGCUAUUAAUCUGCAUUGGUUAGAAUCCCUGCUAAAGUGAUUUAGAAUGAAUCACCAACAUGCAGUACAGGGGGUAGCCUGCAUCUGCUAAGGGCAACAAUGACAUGUAGUCUUGUUUAGAACACUCUGAAUGCGUCCCAAAUGUCACCUUAUUCCUUAUAUAGUGCACUGCUUUUUACCAGAGCCCUAUGGGAUCCCCUAUGGGCCCUGGUCAAAAGUAGUGCACUACAUAGGGAAUAGGGUGCCAUUUGUUCAUGCCACCCCGCUGCUACCACACCCUUUAGGUAGAUCGUGAGCCUCAUAAUGAGCCUCAUUUUCUCCAGUAACAUUACAGUUAGGUUAAUGGGUGUCUCUCACAAAUGGAUUACAAACAGUUGUACCUACCAACGCUUCCUAGUUCUUGCCCUGGAUAAUGGUGUCUACGUCUGCGUCCCAAAUGGCACCCUGUUCCCUUUAUAGUGCACUACUUUUGACAAGUGGUGGCCUGAAUAGGGAAUAGGGUGCCAUUUGUGACGCAACCUAGCUAAAGCAGGGGCCUUAUGAUGGACUUUCUGCUGUAACGAACUCCAGGUGGCUUUCUAACUUGAUUCAUUGUUUUGUUUUCGGGUGCAAUUUGUCCAGGCAACACUCGUGAAAUAUCAUACUUGUAUACCUUCCCUCUGAGUCUGAGCUCUGCUGGGCUACAGACCUCGCUGCAGAGGCUUUCAGGCUCAUUAUUUGGUUGCUUGUAUUCUCAAGGUUACACAUUGUAUUUAUUUAUAUGGCUACCUCACUAAGCCAGUUAUAGAAACAUACUGUGGUUUUGAUUUGUUGAAAGAACAGCUCAGAGAAAUACAGCAGUGGAUAACUCUUCUGAAUGUCAUAGGGGAGAGCGGUGAGAAACAGCACCAGACAGUGAGAUGUCUUUCAUUUCUGCAGAGUUCUGCAGUAAUUGUGUCCCUGGUUGGAACAUUAUGCAGAGAUCUACAGUGUUAUAGAAGUCAGUCAAACCUGUAGUUUGAGACUGAUCUAUGGAAGUAAAACUGAUGGCGUAGUCCAGAUGCCAUGGGAUGGUUGGAACAUUAUGCAGAGAUCUACAGUGUUCUAGAAGUCAGUCAGACUGAUCUGAUGGCGUAGUCCAGAUGCCAUGGGAUGGUUGGAACAUUAUGCAGAGAUCUACAGUGUUCUAGAAGUCAGGCAGACUGAUCUGAUGGCGUAGUCCAGAUGCCAUGGGAUGGUUGGAACAUUAUGCAGAGAUCUACAGUGUUCUAGAAGUCAGUCAGACUGAUCUGAUGGCGUAGUCCAGAUGCCAUGGGAUGGUUGGAACAUUAUGCAGAGAUCUACAGUGUUCUAGAAGUCAGUCAGACUGAUCUGAUGGCGUAGUCCAGAUGCCAUGGGAUGGUUGGAACAUUAUGCAGAGAUCUACAGUGUUCUAGAAGUCAGGCAGACUGAUCUGAUGGCGUAGUCCAGAUGCCAUGGGAUGGUUGGAACAUUAUGCAGAGAUCUACAGUGUUCUAGAAGUCAGUCAGACUGAUCUGAUGGCGUAGUCCAGAUGCCAUGGGAUGGUUGGAACAUUAUGCAGAGAUCUACAGUGUUCUAGAAGUCAGUCAGACUGAUCUGAUGGCGUAGUCCAGAUGCCAUGGGAUGGUUGGAACAUUAUGCAGAGAUCUACAGUGUUCUAGAAGUCAGUCAGACUGAUCUGAUGGCGUAGUCCAGAUGCCAUGGGAUGGUUGGAACAUUAUGCAGAGAUCUACAGUGUUCUAGAAGUCAGUCAGACUGAUCUGAUGGCGUAGUCCAGAUGCCAUGGGAUGGUUGGAACAUUAUGCAGAGAUCUACAGUGUUCUAGAAGUCAGUCAGACUGAUCUGAUGGCGUAGUCCAGAUGCCAUGGGAUGGUUGGAACAUUAUGCAGAGAUCUACAGUGUUCUAGAAGUCAGUCAGACUGAUCUGAUGGCGUAGUCCAGAUGCCAUGGGAUGGUUGGAACAUUAUGCAGAGAUCUACAGUGUUCUAGAAGUCAGUCAGACUGAUCUGAUGGCGUAGUCCAGAUGCCAUGGGAUGGUUGGAACAUUAUGCAGAGAUCUACAGUGUUCUAGAAGUCAGUCAGACUGAUCUGAUGGCGUAGUCCAGAUGCCAUGGGAUGGUUGGAACAUUAUGCAGAGAUCUACAGUGUUCUAGAAGUCAGUCAGACUGAUCUGAUGGCGUAGUCCAGAUGCCAUGGGAUGGUUGGAACAUUAUGCAGAGAUCUACAGUGUUCUAGAAGUCAGUCAGACUGAUCUGAUGGCGUAGUCCAGAUGCCAUGGGAUGGUUGGAACAUUAUGCAGAGAUCUACAGUGUUCUAGAAGUCAGUCAGACUGAUCUGAUGGCGUAGUCCAGAUGCCAUGGGAUGGUUGGAACAUUAUGCAGAGAUCUACAGUGUUCUAGAAGUCAGUCAGACUGAUAUGAUGGCGUAGUCCAGAUGCCAUGGGAUGGGGAUGGUCUCCCUCUAGUCAUGAAGUUACUCCGUAGUGGGCUCCUCAAGCCCAGGCUUGGAUUACUACUGGACUCUGGCCUGUAGACCACUUAGUACAUUUACAUUUACAUUUUAGUCAUUUAGCAGACGCUCUUAUCCAGAGCGACUUACAGGAGCAAUUAGGGUUAAGUGCCUUGCUCAAGGGCACAUUAACGUCAUUUAGCAGACGCUCUUAGCCAGAGCGACUCACAAAUUGGUGCGUUCACCCUAUAGCCAGUGGGAUAACCACUUUACAAUUGGGGAAGGUGUGCUGUCUUCAUUUGACCAGUGUCUCACAGCAGGAAAAUAAUCCUGCAGCAACAGAACAUGUGAAUUAUUAUGUGGAUUAUAAUUAAUGGACAUUUUUGUAGGGGUUGAUCCAUAGUUCGUUAGGGCAAAUCAAGUCGGACUUUUUAAAAGUCGAAAUUGCAAACUUUAGAAGGCUUUUUAAACCUGGAAUAACUACAAGUUUGCAUUUCCUGCUGAGCAGGAACAUUAUCUGCGACAACAGAGUGAUCAAAUGAAGAUAGUACACCUAAAUGAAGCGAUGCAUUGAUACUACUUAGAAUGCCCCAUACAGUGUGUAGAUUAUUAAUAUGCUAGUACAUCCGUUGGAGUCACUGUUCAGGAACAUUCAGUGAUGUAGUUCACCCACUCGUUUGGCUCAACAGUUUCCCCACCUUUUUGCGUAAAAAUGCAUUGAAAGUAUAGGAAGCGUUACUUUUUCCACAGGGAACGACGAUCAGAGUUUACCCACCAAUUUUUUAUUAACACUUCAUCACUGGUUAUAUUGUAGUGACCACUUCUAACAGGCUUUAGGAGCUUACUCACCCCUCAACUAACUAACUAACUGUGGAGAUCCUGGUUCCUCAUUUCUUCAUGUGAUGGGCUUCAUUCUGCUUAAAUGUCUUUAUUCAACCAGAAUGAACACCACUGAUUAAGGGAUGGAUCAAUGUCCAUACUAGCGCACUACUUAGAGGUGUGGAUAGUGGAACAGUCUAAUACUGUCUCUAUCUACCUGGAACACUGUCUAAUACUGUCUCUAUCUACCUGGAACACUGUCUAAUACUGUCUCUAUCUACCUGGAACACUGUCUAAUACUGUCUCUAUCUACCUGGAACACUGUCUAAUACUGUCUCCAUCUCAUCUACCUGGAACACUGUCUAAUACUGUCUCUAUCUACCUGGAACACCUUCUAAUACUAUAUCCAUCUCAUCUACCUGGAACACAGUCUAAUACUGUCUAUCUGCCUGGAACACAGUCUAAUACUGUCUCGAGCUCAUCUACCUGGAACACAGUCUAAUACUGUCUCUAUCUCAUCUACCUGGAACACAGUCUAAUACUGUCUAUCUGCCUGGAACACAGUCUAAUACUGUCUCGAUCACAUCUACCUGGAACACAGUCUAAUACUGUCUCGAUCACAUCUACCUGGAACACAGUCUAAUACUGUCUCGAUCUCAUCUACCUGGAACACAGUCUAAUACUGUCUCGAUCACAUCUACCUGGAACACAGUCUAAUACUGUCUCGAUCUCAUCUACCUGGAACACAGUCUAAUACUGUCUCGAUCUCAUCUACCUGGAACACAGUCUAAUACUGUCUCUCUCAUCUACCUGGAACACAGUUUAUUACUGUCUAUGUUAUCUAUCUGGAACACCGUCUAAUACUGUCUCUAUCUACCUGGAACACAGUCUAAUACUGUCUCUAUCUACCUGGAACACAGUUUAUUACUGUCUCUAUCUCAUUCACAAAGUAAGAAAGUAAUGCACUAUGUAGGGAAUGGGUUGCCAUUUGGGAUGCUGCCCACGGCUGUUCCCUCAUUAAUCAGCUGGAAUCACCUGUCUCCCCUACUGCAGAACAGAGCCGGACUGCCCUCGCAGGCCACAGCCUAUACUCACAGAAUAAUCAGGCACAAACUCACGGGACAUUUCAAAUGAGAUUUCCCUUUUGAUUCUCCGGCUCUCCUGCAGAGUUCCUCUAUGGUAUUUAUCACCAGGUAUUACCGCCUUUACAGGGCAACAUCCCAUCUGGGAUCAUACGGCUUGUUUUCACAAUUCACUUAACCACUUGUUUCAGUGGGUAGAUUCAACUAUGAGUGAGUGAUUUGGUUGGGGACCGCGUUGUUAGGUAUGUGGUAUACAAUUGAAGUCGGAAGUUUACAUACCUUAGACCAAAUACAUUUAAACUCUGUUUUUCACAAUUCCUGACAUUUAAUCCUAGUAAAAAUUCCCUGUCUUAGGUCAGUUAGGAUCACCACUUUAUUUUAAGAAUGUGAAAUGUCAGAAUAAUAGUAGAGAGAAUGAUUUAUUUCAGCUUUUAUUUCUUUCAUCACAUUCCCAGUGGGUCAGAAGUUUACAUACACUCAAUUAGUAUUUGGUAGCAUUGACUUUAAAUUGUUUAACUUGGGUCAAACGUUUCGGGUAGCCUUCCACAAGCUUCCCACAAUAAGUUGGGUGAAUAUUGGCCCAUUCCUCCUGACAGAGCUGGUGUAACUGAGUCAGGUGUGUAGGCCUCCUUACUCGCACACACUUUUUCAGUUCUGCCCACAAAUGUUCUAUAGGAUUGAGGUCAGGGCUUUGUGAUGGCCACUCCAAUACCUUGACUUUGUUGUCCUUAAGGCAUUUUGCCACAACUUUGGAAGUAUGCUUGGGGUCAUUGUCAAUUUGGAAGACCCAUUUGCGACCAAGCUUUAACUUCCUGACUGAUGUCUUGAGAUGUUGCUUCAAUAUAUCCACAUACUUUUCCUUCCUCAUGAUGCCAUCUAUUUUGUGAAGUGCACCAGUCCCUCCUGCAGCAAAGCACCCCCACAGCAUGAUGCUGCCACCCCCGUGCGUCACGGUUGGGAUGGUGUUCUUCGGCUUGCAAGCCUCAACCCUUUUUUCCUCCAAACAUAACGGUGGUCAUUAUGGCCAAAGAGUUCUAUUUUUGUUCAAUCAGACCAGAGGACAUUUCUCAAAAAAGUUAGAUCUUUGUCCCCAUGUGCAGUUGCAAACCGUAGUCUGGCUUUGUUAUGGCGGUUUUGGAGCAGUGGCUUCUUCCUUGCUGAGCGGCCUUUCAGGUUAUGUCGAUAUAGGACUCGUUUUACUGUGGAUAUAGAAACUUUUGUACCUGUUUCCUCCAGCAUCUUCACAAGGUCCUUUGCUGUUGUUCUGGGAUUGAUUUGCACUUUUCGCACCAAAGUACGUUAAUCUCUAGGAGACAGAACGCGUCUUCUUCCUGAGCGGUAUAACGGCUGCGUGGUCCCAUGGUGUUUAUACUUGCGUACUAUUGUUUGUACAGAUGAACAUGGUACCUUCAGUCAUUUAGAAAUUGCUCCCAAGGAUGAACCAGACUUGUGGAGGUCUACCAUUUUUUUCCUGAGGUCUUGGCUGAUUUCUUUUGAUUUUCCCAUGAUGUCAAGCAGAGAGGCACUGAGUUUGAAGGUAGGCCUUGAAAUACAUUCACAGGUACACCUCCAAAUGAUGUAAAUUAGCCUAUCAGAAGCUUCUAAAGCCAUGACAUCAUUUUCUGGAAUUUUCCAAGCUGUUUAAAGGCACAGUCAACUUAGUGUAUGUAAACUUCUGACCCACUGGAAUUGUGAUACAGUGAAUUAUAAGUGAAAUAAUCUGUCUGUAAACAAUUGUUGGAAAAAUUACUUGUGUCAUGCACAAAUUAGAUGUCCUACCCGACUUGCCCAAACUAUAGCUUGUUAACAAGAAAUGUGUGGAGUGGUUGAAAAACGAGUUUUAAUGACUCCAACCUAAGUGUAUGUAAACUUCCCACUUCAACUGUAUCUGAGUCCUGUUAGAUAAAUGAAGACUGUACUGUACAUAGUCUACAUUACAAGAGAUUGAGUUAGUUAGCAUUAUUCAAUAUUCAUUAUUAUCCUCUUACAUAAUGCAUUGUUUUAAUGUAUUCUGUGGAUUGUAUUAUUAUUAUUAUUAUUAUUAUGUAUUAUUAUUCCAUGACAGACUGACCAGGUGAAAGCUAUGAUCCCUUAUUGAUGUCACUUGUCAAAUGCAAUUCAAUCAGUGUAGAUGAAGGGGAGGAGACAGAUUAAAGAAGGAUUUUUAAGCCUUGAGACAAUUGCUUCACAGCCAAUGUUCCCUCUAAGCUGGUCGUGUGCAGUAGCCCCGAGACUGCCGCGCUGAAGAAAUAUCAGCCUACAGAGAGAAGCACGAGAUUCAACUUCAGUCAACUUUCUAGAGCAGUGGUCACCAACUGGUUGAUCGCGAUCUACUGGUCGACCUCCAAGGCAUUCCUAGUCGAUGGCCAAACAUUUCUGUAAAAAACCCAACAAUAAAGCCUUGUGUUCCUAUUUUUUUAAAUGUGUCUCGGGCUGUUGGCGGUAGGUGCAGCCGAUGCAGCUGCCCUGCGCGUCAGGUAGGAGAACUAUUGCCAUUUUGAACCAUUUCAUGUGUCUGAUGGUACAAACUCUGCCUUCCCCUGUGGGCCCAGAGAGCAAAUCAAGUGCACUAUAGCCCUACCAAUGGCCAGUCGGAUGGCUCAGAUAAUCGUGUCUGCAAUAACGUAGCAGGUAUAAAAGAAAGCUACAGCUAAGUUGAUACUGUGAGAUUUCCAAACGUUUGAAACCAUGACUAUGAGUGAGUUCAUGUUUUAAGUUCUUACUCAGCACUGUCAACACUUUUGUAUUCAUCACUUUUUUAAGCCAUAAAAUGCACAUUCUUACAUUUCCACUCAGAACUACAACAAGCAGUGCAGCAGUAAUGAAUGAGUGGGAAAGUGUAUCUAUAGGCUUGCGUUGUUGUUAUAUUAGCGGCUUGGGUCCUUUUUUAAUAUCGAGGAAGAUUUAACUUUCUCUGUUCAUAGGAGUGGGAACAUGAAUUUGUGCACGAGGCAGAAAUAAUGCAGUGCGACUCGAGUUUCGCCAUCAGCUGGAAGACGGUGUCCCUUGUCAGUGUCAGUGGAGGAAAGGGAGAGCGGAGGGAUGUUGAGAGGGUGUAGGGAUGUUGAGAGGCAGUGGAGGAAAGGGAGAGUGUAGGGAUGUUGAGAGUCAGUGGAGGAAAGGGAGAGCGGAGGGAUGUUGAGAGGCAGUGGAGGAAAGGGAGAGUGGAGGGAUGUUGAGAGGCAGUGGAGGAAAGGGAGAGUGUAGGGAUGUUGAGAGUCAGUGGAGGAAAGGGAGAGUGUAGGGAUGUUGAGAGGCAGUGGAGGAAAGGGAGAGCGGAGGGAUGUUGAGAGGCAGUGGAGGAAAGGGAGAGUGUAGGGAUGUUGAGAGUCAGUGGAGGAAAGGGAGAGCGGAGGGAUGUUGAGAGGCAGUGGAGGAAAGGGAGAGUGUAGGGAUGUUGAGAGUCAGUGGAGGAAAGGGAGAGUGUAGGGAUGUUGAGAGUCAGUGGAGGAAAGGGAGAGUGUAGGGAUGUUGAGAGUCAGUGGAGGAAAGGGAGAGCGGAGGGAUGUUGAGAGGCGGACCCUCAGUCUGCUGCUCUCUCCCUCCGCGGAGACUGACCAUCAGCCGCACCAUCAGCCCAGUAAAAUAAAAAGCUCAUUAUUAUUUUGAAAUAUAUAUAUAUAUAUAUAUAUAAUUUUUUUAUGGCCUGAACAACAAUGCAUUGGCAGGGCAAUUCAAGCAAAGUCAAUAUGCCAGUGAUAAUGUAUUGGGCCUAUAGCCUACUGCACAAACCUCAUUACUACAGUACUGUUUGUAAUUGGUUAAUGUUGCAAAGCCUUACUUUUUUAAGCCAUUUAAAAAAUAUAAAUAUUCUGAGCGGUAGAUCUCGGCUUGCGUUUUGACUCAGGAAGUGAUCUUGACUCAGAAAAGUUUGGUGACCACUGUUCUCUCUGUUAACACUAUCAACCUUUCUCUUUACUGUGGCAAUUGUGAUCGAAUCAACGCGAUAUUAGCCACUUUCAAUGCAACAUACCGAAACUAAAUUAACUAUGCAAGAGAUUUUGUUGUAGGCAGAACACAUCGGAGUAGUUUUCUAUUGCAUCGACAGGCAUGACUCAGCGUUCUCUACACAGACCGGUGUGGCCUAACCAAUCAGAUCUGCAGUAUGCAAAACAGACCAUUGCAAUAUAUGGUGCUAUGCCAUUUGCUUUGAACUGGACUGUGUUUAGAGCAUUAGCGGUCGUGAGUAGAUGUGCUUGUUUUGAGAUCAAAGCGAGAGCUGCGUGUAGCCACGUGUGCACAUUUUGUUAAUAUCCUUUGCUAAUUAGUGAGUUUUUAGCCCAGUUAUAGAUAAUUUGUAGUCAGGAAUAGGGGAGUGAUUGCUUUCUGCAAGAGCACCAAACGUGUACAUUUUUAGACAUUUCUAGCCAGUCAGGUAAAGAGCAAUUUUAAAGGGGCAGUGUUGUAUUUUGAGAACGGCUUGAAUAAGCUAAGUAGCCAAUGGGCAGAGGGUAGCAUCAUUUGUCUGAUUCUCUGUAGUAAUGUUAUGGGAAUAAUAAUGCAUUUUAUUUUGUAAAGUGGUUUCUUGCAUCAUACAACACAACAACAUUACCAGUCACCUUGUCUGAAGGACAUGUGGAUAAGCAGGUUAAUGUCAAGCCCUGCAUGUUUUUUUUACAAAAGUUCCAUGGAAUGUAGGCCUACAUUGAACACCACACAUUGGCUGCUACUGUAGGCUGAAUGAUAGAACAGCUAUUAAAAAGGUUAAAAUGUAAUGGGAUGCAUUUUUCUCCAUUGUUUUUGAUAGUAGGCCACUCUGGUAGGCCUACAUUAUGAUCAAAUAUCCACAGUAGCCUACUUGGCCACUGUUAAAACUGUAACCUAAAAUGGCUACACCCUCUGUGUUCACAGUCAACGCGCUGGAAAGUUGCACUGAAUUUUCACAACGUUCAAGUUUGCGCUUAGCAGACCUGAAAUUUGCUCAGUGCCCCCCCAAAAUGGAGGGAACAUUGUUCACAGGGCUUACCCAAAAUCUGAGGUGAAAAUGUACAUGGUGAUGAUCAACAAUACCCAACAGCAUUUUCCAUAAGUAACCUUAAACUGUUUCCAGAAUAUUCCCCAAAUUCAAGUAUUGAAUCUGUUGGGAUAGGUAUAAAACCAUCUUUAAGGGACACAUUAAAUAAUAGUUAAAUCGAGUACAGGCGUAACUGAAUGACAACAGAGAUUAAAUGCAAUGUGGGAUUUUAUUGAAUAGUUUGGGGUAGGCCUCGUCUCUGAGGAAUGCUCCUCAGAGCCAGAUGCUGAUGACCGGUUGCCCUAUGCUGGGCAGCUGGCAUCGAAACCCCCCCCCCCCAGCUGGGAGAAUGGGCUUCUGAUGACGGGUGGUGGUGGAGAGGUGGAAGGUCGUUGGAAGACUGUUGCCGCAAAACAGCAAGCAAGAGACGAGGGUUGAGUUGACAAACUCCCCUAGAUUCAUGCCCAUUGGUUGAAUGAAAGGAAAGUGAUUAUUGCACCAGUGGUUAACCGUAGGUUAUUCAGCAAGCGUGGUGGAAUUGCCUUAGUGCGCCAUGCUCAUAGGCGGAAGUUAAUAGGGGAAGACAUUCUGCAUGCUUGCUAAUAGUAAAGGAGCAGGGGAGACGUGACACUAUGCUGAUGAGGUGACAUUAUAAACACUAUCCUAUAGAUCCCUGCUAUGCCUGUGAGAUAGGAAGCGAUGUGAAUUAUAUUGUGCUAACUAGAUAAAUGUGAAAGUGACGAGCCAUUCAGACCAGCCUUACUGAUUUUGAACUUUCGUAAAACUACAUUAUUCCCAAAGACUCAUGUUUCAGGCUUUGGUAGGCAACCCGCUAUGCAAACUCAAUUUCCAAUGGCUAGUUCAAGCCUAAACAAGCCCAGAAGCUGUAUGUAUAUACAUACAGUAAGAUUGAUGUCCACUGAUACCUGCACAGAGGCUAUGGCUGAGUCCCAAAUGGCACCCUAUUCCCUAUGCAGUGCACUACUUUUGACCAAGGCCCAUAGGUAAUGCACUAUAUAUGGAAUAGGGUGCCAUUUGGGACCCAUCCUAUGGGAAGCCUCUGGGAACAAGAGCACUAGAAUACGCGGGGGAAUUAGCAUAGAAGAAUAUGCUACAAGAAGAGUCACGGAGAAAGAUAAAUGAGUGGGCGCCUGCUGAAGAACACAAAAAUGAAAAGCCUACGCCAGGGAAUACAAUCAAAUUGUAUUCACCUUGAACCAGCGGUGUGUUCAGUCUAAUUUUAUCCCACGUGGAGAAGCCAAUGUCACCACCGUGGCAUUUGACAUUAGAGGUGUAUUACAGUAUGUAAUGUAUGUCUCCAAGCCACGAUGCUCUUGUCCAAAACUUCUUGUCCAAAACUUCUUGCUCUGAUCUGAGCUUCUGUUGUCAGCUCCUUAAAGCCAUCUAUUCUCCUUUAUUCAAUUAACUUUAUUGAUGUUUUGCAUAAUUUAUAAUAUGAUUUACAGAGGGGGGGGGGGGGAUAAAUCAAAACGAAUCAUAGGGAUUCAAUGUAGUUAUGAUUCUUCAUAAGGGUGAAACAUGGCUAACACAUCAUUAUAGUGACACUUAGUAUAAGUAAUAUGUCACCCUACGCUGAACUAAAAUAUAAACGCAACAUGUAAAGUGUUGGUCCCAUGUUUCAUGAGCUGAAAUAAAAAAUCCCAGAAAUCUUACAUACACACAAAAAGCUUAUUUCUCUAAAAUGUUGUGCACAAAUUUGUUUACAUCCCUGUUAGUGAGCAUUUCUCCAUUGCCAAGAUAAUCCAUCCACCUGACAGGUGUGGCAUAUCAAGAAGCUGAUUAAACAGCAUGAUCAUAGCACAGGUCAAUAAAACGUCAAUCUAAAAUGUGCCGUUUUUUCACACAACACAAUGCCACAGAUAUCUCAAGUUUUGAGGGGGCGAGCAAUUGGCAUGCUAACUGCAGGAAUGUCCACGAGCUGUUGCCAGAGAAUUGAAUGUUGAUUUCUAUACGAUAAUACAUGUCCAACGUUGUUUUAGAGAAUUUGGCUGUAAGUCCAAUCGGCCUCACAACCACAGACCACAUGUAACCACGCCAGCCCAUGACCUCCACAUCUGGCUUCUUCACCUGCGGGAUCGUCUGAGACCAGCCACCCAGACAGCUGAUGAAACGGUGGGCCCAUUGUCGCAAGGAUCUGUACACAAUUCCUGGAAGCUGAAAAUGGCCCAGUUCUUCCAUGGCCUGCAUAUUCACCAGACAUGUCACACAUGUUUGGGAUGCUCUGAAUUAGCGAUGUGACAAAUGGAAAAUGUUGCUUAAUGUUUAAACUGCCGUUUUUCUUUUUAUCGGUUUUCCGUGUCAGUUUACAAUGCAGAAUAAUGGUCAUAUUACGUAUGUAUGACCGCUAGGGCUGGGUAAUGAAGUUAUAUCUACUGCAACCCUUUACAGACAUAGAACGGAGCUACAGUAACAUGUCCAUAGCGACAAUAACUUUUCAGACAAUAAAAAAAAAAGUGCUGCAUCAGGUUUUUACAUGUUCGGUGUUGUUUCCGUGACAACAAUAAAGGUGGCUGGUUGAUGAGCUGCUGUGGUGGUGUUUAUGCUGUUUUUAUGGUAGGGUAGCUAGAUGUGCUUUCUUUCUGCUAAAUGUCUACCCUAACAGACAGACAAACAUGCAGUAGCCGAGGCGCUUUCAAAGGGGCACAUUCCAUUAUGUCUGAAAAGCAUAAUAGAUACAAGCUACCAGUAGCCUGCUGUAAUUCCAUAUGAGGCAAAAAUGAAGAGUAGACUACCCUCUGCUCGCAAGACUGGCUCGAAGACAUUGGUGCCAUGAAUAGGGUAGAAUAUUCUACAGGCAACAGACCGAUGACAGGCCAGUGUGAGGGAGAGAGAGACGGAGCAGGCAGGCCAGUGUGAGGGAGAGAGAGACGGGGCAGGCAGGCCAGUGUGAGGGAGAGAGAGAUGGAGCGGGCAGGCCAGUGUGAGGGAGAGAGAGACAGGGCAGGCAGGCCAGUGUGAGGGAGAGAGAGAUGGAGCGGGCAGGCCAGUGUGAGGGAGAGAGAGACAGGGCAGGCAGGCCAGUGUGAGGGAGAGAGAGAUGGAGCGGGCAGGCCAGUGUGAGGGAGAGAGAGAUGGAGCAGGCAGGCCAGUGUGAGGGAGAGAGAACAGGGCAGGCAGGCCAGUGUGAGGGAGAGAGAGAUGGAGCGGGCAGGCCAGUGUGAGGGAGAGAGAGAUGGAGCAGGCAGGCCAGUGUGAGGGAGAGAGAGACAGGGCAGGCAGGCCAGUGUGAGGGAGAGAGAGAUGGAGCGGGCAGGCCAGUGUGAGGGAGAGAGAGAUGGAGCGUGCAGGCCAGUGUGAGGGAGAGCGAGACGGAGCAGGCAGGCCAGUGUGAGGGAGAGAGAGACGGAGCAGGCAGGCCAGUGUGAGGGAGAGAGAGACGGAGCAGGCAGGCCAGUGUGAGGAGAGAGAGAGGGCAGGCAGGCCAGUGUGAGGAGAGAGAGGGCAGGCAGGCCGUGGAGGGAGAAGAGAGGGGCAGGCAGGCCAGUGUGAGGAAGAGAGAGAGGGGCAGGCAGGCCAGUGUGAGGGAGAGAGAGAUGGAGCGGGCAGGCCAGUGUGAGGGAGAGAGAGCAGGAGCAGGGCAGAGGCCAGGCUGUGAGAGGAGAGAGAGAUGGAGCGGCAGGCCAGUGGUGAGGGAGAGAGAGAGGGGCGGGCAGGCCAGUGUGAGGGAGAGAGAGUCGGAGCAGGCAGGCCAGUGUGAGGGAGAGAGGAUGAGGCGGGCAGGCCAGUGUGAGGGAGAGAGAGAUGAGAGGCAGGCAGGCCAGUGUGAGGGAGAGAGAGAUGGAGCGGGCAGGCCAGUGUGAGGGAGAGAGAGACGGAGCAGGCAGGCCAGUGUGAGGGAGAGAGAGACGGAGCAGGCAGGCCAGUGUGAGGAAGAGAGAGAGGGGCAGGCAGGCCAGUGUGAGGGAGAGAGAGACGGAGCAGGCAGGCAGUGAGGGGAAGAGGCGGCAGGCCAGUAGAGAGAGGAGAGAGCAGAAAGAGCAGGCGCUGGAAGAGAGGCAGCAGCAGGGAGAGAGAGGGGCAGGCAGGCCAGGAGAGAGAGGGGCAGGCAGGCCAGUGUGAGAGAGGGGCAGGCAGGCCAGUGUGAGAGAGGGGCAUGCCUCGCAAAUUGUCUUGUCUUGUAUGCCUCACAAAUUCACAAAUAGCCUAAAGUUCUAUUUUCCCCAGGCCUUUAUAGCCUGUCGGCUAUAACACAGAAAAUUAAUGUUUUGUGAUCACUGAACUGUGAUUUUAAUUAAUUUUGAUUUAAUUUCAACUUCUAUUUAACUAGGCAAGUUAAUUAAGAACAAAUACUUAUUUACAAUGACGGCGUACUUAAGUGGGAAAGGGUUUUUUAAUGUUAAGGAUCCCAACUUCAUUUAAACGUUUAAAUGUUCACACCCCUGCUCUGGAUCGACGUGUACGACAGCGUGUUCCAGUUCCUGCCAAUAUCCAGCAACUUUGCACAGCCAUUGAAGAGGAGUGGCACAACAUUCCACAGGCCACAGUCAACAGCCUGAUCAACUCUAUGCGAAGGGGAUGUGUCGCGCUGCAUGAGACAAGUGGUUGUCACACAGAUAGUGACUGGUUUUCUGAUCCACAACCCCUACUUUUUUUUCUGUGUGACCAACAGAUGCAUAUCUGUAAAACGCAACAUGCAAGAAUUUCAAAGAUUUUACUGAGUUACAGUUCAUAUAAGGAAAUCAGUCAAUUUAAAUAAAAUCAUUAUGUCCUAAUCUAUGGACCUAAUGAAUUUAUUUAAAUUGACUGAUUUUCUUACAUGAACUGUAACUCAGUAAAAUCUUUGAAAUUGUUGCAUGUUGCGUUUUAUAUUUUUGUUCAGUGUAAUAUGUUAGGUCAACUGACAUACAGUGGGGAGAAAAAGUAUUUGAUACACUGACGAUUUUGCAAGUUUUCCUACUUACAAAGCAUGUAGAGGUCUGUAAUUUUUAUCAUAGGUACACUUCAACUGUGAGAGACAGCAUCUAAAACAAAAAUGCAGAAAAUCACAUUGUAUGAGUUUUAAGUAAUUAAUUUGCAUUUUAUUGCAUGACAUAAGUAUUUGAUACAUCAGAAAAGGAGAACUUAAUAUUUGGUACAGAAACCUUUGUUUGCAAUUACAGAGAUCAUACGUUUCCUGUAGGUCUUGACCAGGUUUGCACACACUGCAGCAGGGAUUUUGGCCCACUCCUCCAUACAGACCUUCUCCAGAUCCUUCAGGUUUCGGGGCUGUCGCUGGGCAAUACGGACUUUCAGCUCCCUCCAAAGAUGUUCUAUUGGGUUCAGGUCUGGAGACUGGCUAGGCCACUCCAGGACCUUGAGAUGCUUCUUACGGAGCCACUCCUUAGUUGCCCUGGCUGUGUGUUUUGGGUCGUUGUCAUGCUGGAAGACCCAGCCACGACUCAUCUUCAAUGCUCUUACUGAGGGAAGGAGGUUGUUGGCCAAGAUCUUGCGAUACAUGGCCCCAUCCAUCCUCCCCUCAAUACGGUGCAGUCAUCCUGUCCCCUUUGCAGAAAAGCAUCCCCAAAGAAUGAUGUUUCCACCUCCAUGCUUCACGGUUGGGAUGGUGUUCUUGGUGUUGUACUCAUCCUUCUUCUUCCUCCAAACAAGGCGAGUGGAGUUUAGACCAAAAAGCUCUAUUUUUGUCUCAUCAGACCACAUGACCUUCUCCCAUUCCUCCUCUGGAUCAUCCAGAUGGUCAUUGGCAAACUUCAGACGGGCCUGGACAUGCGCUGGCUUGAGCAGCGGGACCUUGCAUGCACUGCAGGAUUUUAAUCCAUGACGGCGUAGUGUGUUACUAAUGGUUUUCUUUAAGACUGUGGUCCCAGCUCUCUUCAAGUCAUUGACCAGGUCCUGCCGUGUAGUUCUGGGCUGAUCCCUCACCUUCCUCAUGAUCAUUGAUGCCCCACGAGGUGAGAUCUUGCAUGGAGCCCCAGACCGAGGGUGAUUGACCGUCAUCUUGAACUUCUUCAAUUUUCUAAUAAUUGUGCCAACAGUUGUUGCCUUCUCACCAAGCUGCUUGCCUAUUGUCUUGUAGCCCAUCCCAGCCUUGUGCAGGUCCACAAUUGUAUCCCUGAUGUCCUUACACAGCUCUCUGGUCUUGGCCAUUGUGGAGAGGUUGGAGUCUGUUUGAUUGAGUGUGUGGACAGGUGUCUUUUAUACAGGUAACGAGUUCAAACAGGUGCAGUUAAUACAGGUAAUGAGUGGAGAACAGGAGGGCUUCUUAAAGAAAAACUAACAGGACUGUGAGAGCCGGAAUUCUUACUGGUUGGUAGGUGACCAAAUACUUAUGUCAUGCAAUAAAAUGGCAAGGAAUUACUUAAAAAUCAUACAAUGUGAUUUUCUGGAUUUUUGAUUUUUUAGAUUCCGUCUCUCACAGUUGAAGUGUACCUAGUAUAAAAAUUACAGACCUCUACAUGCUUUGUAAGUAGGAAAACCUGCAAAAUCGGCAGUGAAUCAAAUACUUGUUCUCCCCAACUGUAUGUUUUUAUUCAUUAGGAUCCCCAUUAGCCGACGCCAAUGGGGACAGCUAGUCUUACUGGGGUCCAACACAUAACGAAAAAUACAUUACAGACAAAAUACUUUACAACUAACAUGCAUUUAAAAACAUGAACAUGUAGUGUGUGUGUGUGCAUCUAUCAGUUACACAUACAUGUCAGUAGAUACACACAACAAGUAGGUCACAAUGAUUAAAUGUCACCAUUUUGAACUGAAACGAGACCAUGUUGAAAUGACACCCCUCCUACUAGGCAGAUUCUUGUUGUUCCAGUCAAUUCUGGACCUUUCUUAUUUCUUACUCUAGACAUUUUGACAGUUUGAGCAAUCGUACUUCCUCUUCCAGUUAAAAAGAUGAUGGUAUGUGGACUACAGAAAGUCAUAGAAACAGUGUGAUCCCUAUCAAAUUGAUCAUAUCGUCGGUCUCAUGACAGGAAACAUCAACAGAGAUAUCAAGAGCUGUACAAUGGACAAACAGUGUUUUACAGAAUCCUUAUGACAAUUAAUUAAUUUAUGCCUUGAGGGGAUAUAUCUUUUCAUUUCUAUGUCUUAUUCAUGUUUUUAUGCAGAUCAUACAAUAGGAUGACAUUAAUGGUACAGGUACUUGGAGAAUACUGUGAUUUACUUAAACAGAACAACAACAACAACAUUGAAAAGGAGAAAAACUGGAAAACAUUUCAGGAAAGAAAAGGAGACCAACCAGUUUGUUUCCUCUUCUGUGACUUUUUGUGCCAGAGAAAGUUGCAUCAUUAAGACAAUUUGACAGAACAAAUAUAGCCCAGUUUUAUUAGGAGUAAACAUAAGAGGUGUUGCGUGAGGUUUAGUGGUUUGGUUGCAUGCUUGAAAAUCCCUUCUCUUUGUCUUUUUAUACUGAGAUGAACAGACAACUUCCUGGUUCUUCUCUUGUGUUGUGGUAACUGGAGUUCAGAUCCACUGUGUGUUCCAAAAUAGACGGAAGAAGCGGAUGAGAGGGGUGAGACAGGAUAGGGAGGCUGCGUCCCAAAUGGCACCCUAUUCCCUAUAAAGUGUCACAUAGGGCCAUGGUCAAAAGUAGUGCACUAUGUAGGUAAUAGGGUGCCAUUUGGGACAAAGCCACAGUGUAGUGUAGGAAGAUUUUGCUCAAGGAAAAAGUGAGUCCAGGAAAAGCAGUUGAUUGUUAAUUAGAGUCAAGGUGAGCCCAGGAGCCUAGUAUUCACAUGAAGACUAACACAUACAGUACCAGUCAAAAGUUUGGACAUACCUACUCAUCCAAGGGUUUGUAUGUAUAUUGUAGAAUAGUAGUGAAGACAUCAAAACUAUGAAAUAACACAUAUGGAAUCAUGUAGUAACCAAAACAGUGUUAAACAAAUCAAAAUAUAUUUUAUAUUUGAGAUUCUUCAAAGUAGCCACCCUUUGCCUUGAUGACAGGUUUGCACACUCUUGGCAUUCUCUCAACCAGCUACACCUGGAAUGCUUUUCCAACAGUCUUGAAGGAGUUCCCACAUAUGCUGAGCAUUUGUUGGCUGCUUUUCCUUCACUCUGUGGUCCAACUCAUCCCAAACCAUCUCAAUUGAGUUGAGGUCAGGUGAUUAUAGAGGCCAGGUCAUCUGAUGCAGCACUCCAUCACGCUCUUUAUUGGUCAAAUAGCCCUUACACAGCCCGGAGGUGUGUUUUGGGUGAUUGUCCUGUUGAAAAACAAAUGAUAGUCCCACUAAGCGUAAACCAGAUGGAAUGGCGUAUCGCUGCAGAAUGCUGUGGUAGCCAUGCUGGUUAAGUGUGCCUUGAAUUCUAAAUAAAUCACAGACAGUGUCACCAGCAAAGCACCCCCACACCAUCAAACCUCCUCCUCCAUGCUUCACGGUGGGAACCACACAUGCGGAGAUCAUCCGUUCACCUACUCUGCAUCUCACAAAGACACAGCGGUUGGAACCAAAAAAGGACAGAUUUCCACCGGUCUAAUGUCCAUUGCUCGUGUUUCUUGGCCCAAGCAAGUCUCUUCUUCUUAUUGGUGUCCUUUAGUAGUGGUUUCUUUGUAGCAAUUCGACCAUGAAGGGCUGAUUCACGGUCUCCUCUGAACAGUUGAUGUUGAGAUGUGUCUGUUACUUGAACUCUGUGAUGCAUUUAUUUGGGCUGCAAUCUGAGGUGCAGUUAACUCUAAUGAACUUAUCCUCUGCAGCAGAGGUAACUCUGGGUCUUCCUACCUCAUGAAGUGGCGGUCCUCAUGAGAGCCAGUUCCAUCAUAGUUCUUGAUGGUUUUUGCGACUGCGCUUUAAGAAAAUGCCAAAGUUCUUGAAAUGUUCCAGAUUGACUGACCUUCAUUUCUUAAAGUAAUGAUGGACUGUCGUUUCUCUUUGCUUAUUUGAGCUGUUCUUGCCAUAAUAUAGACUUGGUCUUUUACCAAAUAGGGCUAUCUUCUGUAUACUCCCCCUACCUUGUCACAACACAACUGAUUGGCUCAAAUGCAUUAAGAAGGAAAGAAAUUCCACAAAAUAACUUUAAACAAGGCACACCUGUUUAAUUGAAAUGCAUUCUAGGUCACUACCUCAUGAAGCUGGUUGAGAGAAUGCCAAGAGUGUGCAAACCUGUCAUCAAGGCAAAGGGUGGCUACUUUGAAGAAGUAUAGUUUGAUUUGCUUAACACUUUUUUGGUUACUACAUGAUUCCAUAUGUGUUAUUUCAUAGAUUUGAUGUCUUCACUAUUAUUCUACAAUGUAGAAAAUUGCACAAAUAAAGAAAAACCCUUGGAUUAGUUGGUGUGUCCAAACUUUUGACUGGUACUGUAUUUCAUAUAACAUUAAUAUAUACACUGAGUGUACAAAACAUUAGGAACACCUUCCUACUAUUGAGAUUCACCUCCCAUCUUAGUUGAUGUCCAGUGACUUACCUGCCCUGAAGUGGCAGAUGUAGCCAUGAACCAGGUCAUAUAACGCAUUAUAAACUGUGUAGUUAGAGCCCUGAGUGCUGAUUGGAUGAAAGCUGUGGUAUAUCAGACAAUAUGCCAUGGGUAUGAAGCAAAAUUACUUUUUAUAAUAGCAACAAGGCACCUGGGGGGUUUGUGGUAUAUGGCCGAUAUACCACGGCUAAGGGCUGUAUCCAGGCACUCCACGUUGCGUCGCGCUUAAGAACAGCUCUUAGCCGUGGUAGAUUGGCCAUAUACCAAACCUCUUGCCUUAUUGCUUCAUUAUAACAGCCUUGUAAUGCAUUACAACCAUUAUAUAAUGUUACCAAUCUUAGUUAAUGUACAUGGGAUUUUUCAGGAUUGCUCAUGUGUUUGAAAACACCAUCAUCAAACCCAAUGAAACACUGAGUAAAGGAAGGCUCUCGAGUGGCGCAGCGGUCUAAGGCAUUGCAUCUCAGUGCUUGAGGCGUCUAUACAGACCCCCUGAUUCGAUUUCAGGCUGUAUCACAACCGGCCGUGAUUGGGAGUCCCAUAGGGCGGCGCACAAUUGGCCCAGCGUCGUCCGGGUUUGGCCGGUGUAGGCCGUCAUUGUAAAUAAGGUACUGAGGUAUUGUUCACAUCCCUGCUGCACUUCCAUGACCAGGUACUGAGGUACUGUUCACAUCCCUGCUGCAUUUCCAUGACCAGGUACUGAGGUACUGUUCACUUCCAUGACCAGGUACUGAGGUACUGUUCACAUCCCUGCUGCACUUCCAUGACCAGGUACUGAGGUACUGUUCACUUCCAUGACCAGGUACUGAGGUACUGUUCACAUCCCUGCUGCAUUUCCAUGACCAGGUACUGAGGUACUGUUCACUUCCAUGACCAGGUACUGAGGUACUGUUCACUUCCAUGACCAGGUACUGAGGUACUGUUCACUUCCAUGACCAGGUACUGAGGUACUGUUCACUUCCAUGACCAGGUACUGAGGUACUGUUCACUUCCAUGACCAGGUACUGAGGUACUGUUCACUUCCAUGACCAGGUACUGAGGUACUGUUCACUUCCAUGACCAGGUACUGAGGUACUGUUCACUUCCCUGCUGCACUUCCAUGACCAGGUACUGAGGUACUGUUCACUUCCUCCUGGUGUUUUGCUGGAUUUCCCCCCUCUGUGGUUUAAACCAUAGAAAUAUAAUUCAUUAUAUGUAUAUGGUCUGAACUGUAUGUUGCUGUGGCAGGGAUGAAAUGUUGAAAUCAGAGUUGUUGAAGUGAGGAACAGAUCCAGUUUUUCCUCAACAAAUUAUCACAAUUCUUUGAUCUAUUUGGAGCCAUGCUCACAAUCGGACUGACUUGAAGUAACAGUAUCCGUGAUGUUUGUAUGGCUGUAACAAAGACUAUCCAGAUCAUCUAUGGAGACCUCUCUGAUUGUUUUCAGGUGUCCUGAGUUAUCAUGAGUUGUUAGACAGACACUUCUGCUCUAUCUCUGACAUCCAGUCCGUGUCAAAUAUUCAUUGAAGUUCAAAGCAUCUGGGAGUCCUAACCAAUAACCAACUUUUCAUUUUCAUCCCUAGGUCCACCUUGUGGCACAUCUUGUGAUCCCAACCCAUGUAGGAACAGCGGAGAGUGUGAGGAGAGGUCCGAGAGCGCCGCUGGAUAUGCUUGUGCUUGUCUGGAGGGAUUCACGGGCCUCCGCUGUGACACCCCCGUUAACAUCAAUUGCCUUUCAUACGAAUGUCAGCGGGAAAAGGCGUGCUCCUUGGGGAAACAUGUGAGAACUCUAUUUCUACGUCCCAAAUAUCACUCUAAAUAGUGCACUACUAGAGGCCUAGUGGAAAGUAUUGCCGUAUAGAGGGAAUAAGGUGUCAUUUUGGAUGCGUCCCAUUCCUCCUUCUUCAUUCUCUUCAGCCCUCCUCCUCCUCCUCCUCCUCUGAGGGCCUGAUUAAUAGGAAAUGUCACAUGCAAAUUAAUAUCUUAGUCUUUGAAGCAGAUGGAGUGUAAUUUUGAAGGUUGGAACAACAACUAAUAUUUCUGCCUUCAAUGGGGGUUAGCACGGCUCAGGGAAGGAGAGCGUGGUGGUGGUGGCGCUGGUUAUUUUUGGUGGGCAUUUUGAUUAGACUGGAAUUAACUAUUGCAUAUUUUAAGUGGCAGAUUGAAAUUGCAUUUACGAAAGGGGAUCUUUUAUUCUAGUUGGAGGCGUCUGUUGGCCGCAGUCCGUUUUCAAUUUCAGGCCUUUUCUCUAUGAAAUGUUACAGUGAUACAGGACAGGGGUUUUAAUCAUCAAUUGCUGAGUGCCAAUAGUUUCUCUAUUAUGCAAGAGGCGACGCGUGAGAGAAAAGUAUAUUAAAAUGGGCUAAUUGUCUUUUUGUGACCUUCACUUGUGACUUCAUUAUGGAAUUUGCCACAGAUUUUACAAUAACUGAUUAUAAUGGGUUUUUCAACCCACUUGAGAAUAUUCCAUAAGGCAUUAUUAACCAGUCAUAACACCUUAAUGAGUGUUGCAGGAUUACGCAUGACAACCUUCAUGACACAUUCACAGUAAUGGGAGCCCAGUGUUGAUAGCAUAGCAGCACUCCAUAUAUCAACCUGAUAUGUUUGACAUUGAUUUUGUCUCAGUCUCAUCUCUGUAAGGGACUGUAAAUGAACUCAUCUUUCAACCUGAGAGCCUUGGCGACUCGAAGCAACUGUUAAUAUUAGUAUCUUCUCUGAUUAAGCAUCUUCGUUUUAUCAUCUCUGACUCUGAGUCAGAUAUAUUAUUAUUGUCAAGAUCAUUCCUGAUGAGAUGUGAUGAGAGCUGUAGUACGCUAGUCGAGCUAAUGACCUAGCUGUCUCCAUCUAUUCUUAGUAUCUCUAUGAUGGAUUGAUUUAUUUGAUUUAAGUGUCGUACACCAAUUGGUGCUCAAUGGGCUUUAUAAGACACUUUCUUUACGUACGUGUUAACAAAAUACAAAACUAAAUUACAUGUAACAAAUGAAAUGCAUAGUUAGUAAUCAUCAGAAAGUACAGCUUUCACCUUAUUUCUCCUUCUCUCCGUGUCACUGUAGCUGUCCUGCUUCACUCCCUAACGUUGUGCUGUUACAGUUCUUUACUCACUGUCUUGUUCUGCUAGGGAGAGGGAUCUGGAUCCACUAACACUGUCUUGUUCUGCUAGGGAGAGGGAUCUGUCUCCACUAACACUGUCUUGUUCUGCUAGGGAGAGGGAUCUGUCUCCACUAACACUGUCUUGUUCUGCUAGGGAGAGGGAUCUGUCUCCACUAACACUGUCUUGUUCUGCUAGGGAGAGGGAUCUGUCUCCACUAACACUGUCUUGUUCUGCUAGGGAGCGGGAUCUGUCUCCACUAACACUGUCUUGUUCUGCUAGGGAGAGGGAUCUGUCUCCACUAACACUGUCUUGUUCUGCUAGGGAGAGGGAUCUGGAUCCACUAACACUGUCUUGUUCUGCUAGGGAGAGGGAUCUGUCUCCACUAACACUGUCUUGUUCUGCUAGGGAGAGGGAUCUGUCUCCACUAACAUUGUCUUGUUCUGCUAGGGAGCGGGAUCUGUCUCCACUAACACUGUCUUGUUCUGCUAGGGAGAAGGAUCUGGCUCCACUAACACUGUCUUGUUCUGCUAGGGAGAGGGAUCUGGCUCCACUAACACUGUCUUGUUCUGCUAGGGAGAGGGAUCUGUCUCCACUAACACUGUCUUGUUCUGCUAGGGAGAGGGAUCUGUCUCCACUAACACUGUCUUGUUCUGCUAGGGAGAGGGAUCUGUCUCCACUAACACUGUCUUGUUCUGCUAGGGAGCGGGAUCUGUCUCCACUAACACUGUCUUGUUCUGCUAGGGAGAGGUAUCUGUCUCCACUAACACUGUCUUGUUCUGCUAGGGAGAGGGAUCUGGAUCCACUAACACUGUCUUGUUCUGCUAGGGAGAGGGAUCUGUCUCCACUAACACUGUCUUGUUCUGCUAGGGAGAGGGAUCUGUCUCCAUUAACACUGUCUUGUUCUGCUAGGGAGAGGGAUAUGUCUCCACUAACACUGUCUUGUUCUGCUAGGGAGAGGGAUCUGGCUCCACUAACACUGUCUUGUUCUGCUAGGGAGAGGGAUCUGUCUCCACUAACACUGUCUUGUUCUGCUAGGGAGAGGGAUCUGGCUCCAUUAACACUGUCUUGUUCUGCUAGGGAGAGGGAUCUGUCUCCACUAACACUGUCUUGUUCUGCUAGGGAGAGGGAUCUGGCUCCACUAACACUGUCUUACUCUGCUAGGGAGAGGGAUCUGUCUCCAUUAACACUGUCUUGUUCUGCUAGGGAGAGGGAUCUGGAUCCACUAACACUGUCUUGUUCUGCUAGGGAGAGGGAUCUAUCUCCACUAACACUGUCUUGUUCUGCUAGGGAGAGGGAUCUGUCUCCACUAACACUGUCUUGUUCUGCUAGGGAGUGGGGUCUGUCUCCACUAACACUGUCUUGUUCUGCUAGGGAGAGGGAUCUGUCUCCACUAACACUGUCUUGUUCUGCUAGGGAGAGGGAUCUGUCUCCAUUAACACUGUCUUGUUCUGCUAAGGAGCGUGACUGGCUCCAUUAACACUGUAUUGUUCUGUCUCCACUAACACUGUCUUGUUCUGCUAGGGAGAGGGAUCUGUCUCCAUGAACACUGUCUUGUUCUGCUAGGGAGAUUGAUCUGGCUCCAUUAACACUGUCUUGUUCUGCUAGGGAGAUUGAUCUGGCUCUAUUAAUAAUGUCUUGUUCUGCUAGGGAGAGUGAUAUGUCUCCAUUAACACUGUCUUGUUCUGCUAGGGAAAGUGAUCUGUCUCCGCUAACACUGUCUUUAUCUCUAAUCUAAGUGUGUUUUCUCAAGCUGACUUGAGGCCUGGUUUGUUUUCACCCUGUGUGUGCGUGUGCGUGCAAGCGUGUGUGUUUGUUUUAAAUGUGUGUGUGCAUGCCUAAGUGUGUGUGUGUGUGUGUGCAGACCUCUCCUGAGUGUGUAGCCUCCGUCUGGCAGUGUGUAGAUGGAACCACAGGCCCACAGUGCAGGAGGCAGCGCAGCCCGUGCAGCCCUUCACCCUGCCACAACAACGGCAGCUGUUUAGUCCAGGGAGAGGACUACAUCUGCAGGUGAGACACAUGGCAGUAUAUUCAGGAUGCAGGUGAGACACAUGGCAGUAUAUUCAGGAUGUAGGUGAGACACAUGGCAGUAUAUUCAGGAUGUAGGUGAGACACAUGGCAGUAUAUUCAGGAUGUAGGUGAGACACAUGGCAGUAUAUUCAGGAUGUAGGUGAGACACAUGGCAGUAUAUUCAGGAUGUAGGUGAGACAUGGCAGUAUAUUCAGGAUGUAGAUGAGACACAUGGCAGUAUAUUCAGGAUGCAGGUGAGACACAUGGCAGUAUAUUCAGGAUGCAGGUGAGACACAUGGCAGUAUAUUCAGGAUGUAGAUGAGACACAUGGCAGUAUAUUCAGGAUGUAGGUGAGACACAUGGUAGUAUAUUCAGGAUGUAGAUGAUCCAGUGACCUAUGCGGUUCUGAUGGCCCAGUGUGUUAGUUAGAGCAUUGGGCCUAGCUAGCAUGGGUCUUAAUUAGCAACACCAGGGUUGGAGCAUGGUGCUUAACUAGCAACACCAGGGUUAGAGCAUGGUGCUUAGAUAGCAACACCAGGGUUAGAGCAUGGUGCUUAGAUAGCAACACCAGGGUUAGAGCAUGGUGCUUAACUAGCAACACCAGGGUUAGAGCAUGGGGCCUAGCUAGCAACACCAGGGUUAGAGCAUGGUGCUUAACUAGCAACACCAGGGUUAGAGCAUGGUGCUUAAUUAGCAACACCAGGGUUAGAGCAUGGUGCUUAACUAGCAACACCAGGGUUAGAGCAUGGUGCUUAAUUAGCAACACCAGGGUUAGAGCAUGGUGCUUAACUAGCAACACCAGGGUUAGAGCAUGGUGCUUAAUUAGCAACACCAGGGUUAGAGCAUGGGGCUUAACUAGCAGCACCAGGGUUAGAGCAUGGUGCUUAACUAGCAACAACAGGGUUAGAGCAUGGUGCUUAACUAGCAACACCAGGGUUAGAGCAUGGGGCCUAGCUAGCAACACCAGGGUUAGAGCAUGGUGCUUAACUAGCAACACCAGGGUUAGAGCAUGGAUCUUAACUAGCAACACCAGGGUUAGAGCAUGGUGCUUAACUAGCAACACCAGGGUUAGAGCAUGGGGCCUAACUAGCAACACCAGGGUUAGAGCAUGGUGCCUAACUAGCAACACCAGGGUUGGAGCAUGGUGCCUAACUAGCAACACCAGGGUUGUGGGUUAGAGCAUGGUGCUGGCAACGGGGCGGCUGGUAGCCUAGCGGUUAAGAGCGUUGGGUCGGUAACCGAAAAGUUGCCGGUUCGAAUUCCCGAGUUGACUAGGAGACAAAUCUGCUGAUGUGCCCUUGAGCAAGUCACCUAACCCUAAUUGCUCCCGUAAAUCGUUCUGGAUGAGAGCGUCUGCUAAGUGACUAAAAUGUAAAUGUAAUGUGUUACUGUCAAUGUCGUAGAUAAAAGCGUCUGCUAUAAUGUUGCUACUAUGUUCUUCUAAUAAACUCAGGACAGGAAGCAUCUUUCAUAAUAGCUAAUUAUUUUCCUUUAUAUACUUCAGAUUAGGGCUGGGAAUUGCCAUGGACAUCACGACACGAUAUUAUCAUAAUACUUAGCUGAUACGAUAUGUAUUGCAAUUCUCACGACUCUCACAAUUCUAUAUGUAUUGCGAUUCAAAUUUGAUAUUGCGAUUUAAUGUUCCAAACAUAUUGCUCACCAUAGUUCUGCUGCAGAGGUAGAAGAGAGAGCAUGGAGAAUCGUUUUGAUCAGUCAUGAAAAUAAAAGUGCUGAAAACAUGUUGGCUCACUAUUCAAAGCUGCGGUAUGUCACUUUUUGGAUGACCUGACCAAAUUCACAUAGAUAUGUGUGUUAUAGAUCUGUCAUUCUCAUUGAAAGCAAGUCUAAGAAGCGGCAGAUCUGUUCUAUAUGCACUAUUUCUAUGCUUCUCGUUCUAAAGUUUUGUUUUUGCGUCUUUUAUUUUCGGUUUUGUACACCAGCUUCAAACAGCUGAAAAUACAAUAUUUUUGGUUAUGGAAAAUAUAUUUCACAGCGGUUUAGAUGGUAUAAUGAUUUUCUACACAAUGACUGCUUGUUUUGUCACAUAAACUGAAAUUGGGGCGAACUAUUCAAAUUUUUGCAACCAGGAAAUGGGCCAGCGAUUUCUGCAUAUUGCACCUUUUAACAGUAAGACGGAGAACAAGCUAUAGGUUGAAAAAUACCCGAUUUUGGGCACAGGUACAGCCAACUAGCACUACACUUGGAGUGAAAUAUCGAUAUAAUAUUGUCCAAAAAUAAGAACACGAUAUGUAACUGUAUCAAUCCCCCCCCCCCCCCCCCCCCCCCCCCAUCACUACCUCAGGUCUGUGUGUUGAUAUUAGUUGGUUAUUUACCUUACUACAAAGAAGGUCUUUUGAACUGCUCUCUGGUGAUCAUGACAAGAGUGACGGCCACGCAUAAUACUUUAUAGGUACUCACCAUUUAGGAUGGGUGAUUUUCAGACCCUGUUCUAGAGCUAUUGCUUCAGCUGUCUCAGGCAGUAUUUCUCAGUGGAUACGAAGGGUAAAGUUCAGCCCAGUCAAUACAUUCACGUCUUCUCUUCUCUGAGUCAGUAGCAGUUGGAAAAAAGAGAUAGAAAAAGAGGUGGAAAAGUUAAAUCGGAACACAUUUCAACAUUUAAUUCAACAUUUAUUAUUAUUAUUAUUUGUGAAGGGGACAUGUCUGUUGUUGGUUAGGGAUAGUGUAGAGAAGGGGACAUGUCUGUCUGUGGUAGGAUUGUAGAGAAGGGGACUGUCGUCUGUGGGUAGGAUAGUGUAGAGAAGGGACUGUCGUUGUUGGUAGAGGAUAGUGUAAGAGGACAUGUCGCGUGGUAAGGAUGUGUAAGAAGGACUGUCGUGUUGGUAGAGGAUAGUGUAGAAGGGGACAUGUCUGUCUGUUGGUAGAGUAGUGUAGAGAAGGACAUGUCUGUCUGUUGGGUAGAGGAUAGUGUAGAAAGGGACAUGUCUGUCUUUGGUAGAGGAUAGUGUAGAGAAGGGGACAUGUCGUCUGUUGGGUAGAGGAUAGUGUAGAGAAGGGACAUGUCUGUCUGUUGGGUAGAGGAUAUGUAGAGAAGGGGACAUGUCUGUCUGUUGGGUAGAGGAUAGUGUAGAGAAGGGGACAUGUCUGUCUGUUGGGUAGAGGAUAGUGUAGAGAAGGGGACAUGUCCGUCUGUUGGGUAGAGGAUAGUGUAGAGAAGGGGACAUGUCUGUCUGUUGGGUAGAGGAUAGUGUAGAGAAGGGGACAUGUCUGUCUGUUGGGUAGAGGAUAGUGUAGAGAAGGGGACAUGUCUGUCUGUUGGGUAGAGGAUAGUGUAGAGAAGGGGACAUGUCUGUCUGUUGGGUAGAGGAUAGUGUAGAGAAGGGGACAUGUCUGUCUGUGGGUAGAGGAUAGUGUAGAGAAGGGGACAUGUCUGUCUGUUGGAUAGAGGAUAGUGUAGAGAAGGGACAUGUCUGUCUGUUGGGUAGAGGAUAGUGUAGAAGGGGACAUGUCUGUCUGUUGGGUAGAGGAUAGGUAGAGAAAGAUGUAGGCUACACAAUAUCCCUGUAUGUCUGGGAGAAGUGGAAUAUAGAGGAAUGUGUGUGUAGAAUGUUUGUAGUUAAAAUGUACUGUAUUCAACCUUUUGGUAUGGCAGACUAAUAGUUGGUAGAAAUGAGAGUACAUCACAUAAUAAGUUGCAUGGACAUUGAAUAUCUCUUUGAGUAUGGUGCAGUUAUUAAUGUUACACUUUGGAUGGUGUAUCAAUACACCCAGUCACAACAAAGAUAACACCCUUCCUUAAUCAGUUGCCGGAGAGGAAGGAAACCGCUGAGGGAUUUCACCAUGAGGCCAAUGGUGAUUUUAAAACAGUUACAGAGUUUAAUGGGUGUGAUAGGACAUAACUGAGGAUGGAUCAACAACAUUGUAGUUACUCCACAAUACUAACCUAAAUGACAGAGUGAAAAGAAGGAAGCCUCUACAGAAUACAAAUAUUCCCGAAACAUGUAAUACUGCAAAAAAUGUGGCAAAGAAAUUCACUUUUUGUUCUAAAUACAAAGCGUUAUGUUUGGGACAAAUCCAACACAACACAUCACUGAGUACCACUUAAUAUUUUCAAGAAUGGUGGUGGCUGCAUCAACUUAUGGGUAUGCUUACACAUGUUAUGCUAUAGCCUACCCUGAUAAAGGAUGUUAUGCUAUAGCCUACCCUGAUAAAGGAUGUUAUAGCUUACACAUGUUAUGCUAUAUCCUACCCUGAUAAAGGCUCUUUGGCAGAAAUGUUGGUCAAAUAAAUUCACAGCAAGGAGAGAUGAGUGUGUGACUUUGUUUUUCAGCUCUACCACACCAUGAUUAUCUUGUCUGCAUCUCCACCUCUCUCCUUAUUAUCAGUGGUCUGGUCUGCAUAUCAUACCAGGUGUUAUUGAUAUUGAUACCUCUGACAGCCAGUUGCUCUCCUCCUCUCCUCUGCAGGUGCCUGCCAGGGUUUUCCGGGAAGAGCUGUGAAGAGAUAAUAGACUACUGCAGUCUGCUCAGUGUCAACUGUCUGCACCAGGGACUGUGCCUCAGCGUAAUUGGUGGAUAUAAUGUAAGUCAGCCAUUAGGUGAGGUCUAAUGAAAUGUGGAAACAGCAAAGAAAAGGUUUGAUAUGAUGACCCAUAGUUUAUUAGUGGGCUGGUUGGACAGGGGACCCAUAGUUUAUUAGUGGGCUGGUUGGACAGGGGACCCAUAGUUUAUUAGUGGGCUGGUUGGACAGGGGACCCAUAGUUUAUUAGUGGGCUGGUUGACAGGGGACCCAUAGUUUAUUAGUGGUUGGACAGGGGACCCAUAGUUUAUUAGUGGGCUGGUUGGACAGGGGACCCAUAGUUUUUUGAGUGGGCUGGUUGGACAGGGUACCCAUAGUUUAUUAGUGGGCUGGUUGAACAGGGUACCCAUAGUUUAUUAGUGGGAUGGUUGGACAGGGUACCCAUAGUUUAUUAGUGGGCUGGUUGGACAGGGGACCCAUAGUUUAUUAGUGGGCUGGUUGGACAGGGGACCCAUAGUUUAUUAGUGGGCUGGUUGGACAGGGGACCCAUAGUUUAUUAGUGGCUGGUUGACAGGGACCAUAGUUUAUUAGUGGCUGGUGACAGGGGACCCAUAGUUUAUUAGUGGGCUGGUUGGACAGGGUACCCAUAGUUUAUUAGUGGGCUGGUUGGACAGGGGACCCUAGUUUAUAGUGGGCUGGUUGACGGCCCUCUUUUUGAGUGGGCUGGUUGGACAGGUACCCAUGUUUAUUAGGGCUGGUUUGAACAGGUACCCAUAGUUUAUCAGUGGGAUGGUUGGACGGGUACCCAUAGUUUAUUAGUGGGCUGGUUGGAACAGGGACCCAUACGUUUAUAGUGGCUGGUUGACUGGGACCCUAGUUUUUAUGGGCUGUUGACAGGACCCAUAGUUAUAGUGGGCUGGUUGGACAGGUGACCUAGUUUAGUUAGUGGCUGGUUGGACAGGGGACCUAGUUUAUUGUGGGCUGGUUGGACAGGGGACCAUAGUUUAUUAUGGGCUGUGGACAGGGACCCAUAGUUAUUAGUGGGCAUGGUGACAGGGGACCCAUAGUAUUAGUGGCUGGUGGACAGGUACCAUAGUUAUAGUGGGCUACUUGGACAGGGGAGUGUAUAUAUGAGAAGGUCCUGCCCUCUACACAUCAGAGAAACCAAACCAUGGUGCUAUUAGGAAUGUUUUAGAAUACAGUACAGUAACCAGUAGUGUAUAGACCUGUCUGCGUUCCAAAUGGCACCCUAUACCCUGUAUAGUGCACUACUUUUGUCCCUUUUGGCCUCCUCCUCUCCACCCCAUGUUCAAAAGAAGUAGCAUGUUUUGUGUACUGAUUUAGUAUGUCUAGUAUAGGGACACCUUGUACUUUGCUUCAGGUUAGUGCACAUUUGGGAGAUCUUUUUUUCAUAACACGGACAACCGAUGAAAACCACUAUGGCAUGACAAUGUCAGGUAAUAAAACAACAGGCCACUGGUAGCCGUUAAAGGGAUAGUGCCAGAUUUUGGCAAUGAAGCCUUCUUUCUACUUACCCAGAGUCAGGUGAACUUGUGGAUUCCAUUUUUCUGUCUCUGCGUGCAGUUUAAAGGAAGUUGGAGGUAGUUUUGCGAGCCGUUUCCAGUCACUGCGCUAACAUUAGUUAGCAAUGGCUCGUAAAACAACCUCAAACUUCCUUCAUGGCCAAUAUCACGCACUAUCACUUUAAUACUCAUCUAUUUAUUUAUUUAUUACAUAUUUAGAAGCUAUCAGUUUCUCAUUUUUCAUAUAUACUUUGUUUUCUUGCCUCUUUCAAUAUCGUCUUGCUGUCACAUUCAAUUUCAGCUGAACACUUUGAAUAAUGUGCCAUGCAGAACAUUUUAUCCACUUGUUUAUAAGAAUAUUUACAUUUGAUAGUAGAUAGUUAUGUAUUGAUCAUUUAAUGUCAAUAUCUGUUUAUUUAAUGUAUUAUAGUGUGAAGCUGUAGAUAUGGUGAUACAAUUUUUCUAUCACCUUCACAAAAUAUUGUAUCUAUUUAUAUUUUAUCAUAUCAUCAACGCAAACUUGUCAAUGUGGGGGUUUUAAAAUAAUUUCCAUUUAAAUUUCCAAAACAAAAAUAACAUGAUUACAGGUUUCAAUGGGUGGUGAUUAGGGGUUAUCCAUGAACAUGAAUAUUGUUUAUCAUAGGUAUUAAAGUAUAUCUAUGCAUCCCACUUCCUAAAUGUACAGACAUCUGUCUCUGAGUCUAUCCCAUGGAUUAUACUUUAGUCUCAUUUAAAAUAAAGGACAUUCAAUAAAAUCUGGUGUGUCUAACGCUGUCAUGAUAUAGAAUAUUUAGCAUUUAUUCAGUCUGACUACAUACAUUGCUAAUACAUUACCAUUUUGUUUGCAGAACAUUUUAAAUAAAAAUAAAACAUUGAGAAAAUGAGAAUAUCAUGCAAAUGAGAGACCCGUUGGUUAAAAUUGGAUUCUAUGUCGUCUUCUAAAGCCAUAAAGCUAUUUCACAACCAUAAAAUACCCAAAUUGUGGCCACUUCAUCAUAAUCCUCCAGUCGAAGGCACCUGAAACCAGACUGUAAUGCCCAUGGUCCUUAGCUCCUAAUUAUCCCCCAUCAGUCCUGGUCUGUUGCUUUAGAUCAUUCAGUAGGCUCUGGGGCUGCAUCCCAAAUGGCACCCUAUUCCCUAUCCCUACAUUGCCUAUGUCGUGCAUAGGGCUCUGGUCAAAGAUAGUGCACUAUGUAGGGAAUAGGGUGCCAUUUACUUCUGACUCUUAGCUGCAGGACUGUUAAAAGCUGCCUGUGUUGCUGUGUGUGGCUUUCUCUUGCUCCAAUCAGUGUCGGUCAUAAUCAGAACAUUGACGCUAGUCUGGCGUAAUGAGCCGUCUCCUUAGCGAUUUCUUGAUCUGCUUCCCCCUGGGGAAAAUGAUGAGGUCGUUUGUCAGGUCAAUUUGGGCUGUUGUCCAUUUGCCGCGCUGACUGUGUCCUGAAGUCUUUACGCAGUGUAGACUGAAGAGGUACUGACACUCACGUCGUAGAACCAAAUUAAACCUUAGAAUUAGUAAGAACAGAGAAUACCGUACGGUACCCAUCAGCACUUGGAUCUGCUGAUAAGUGAAACUUUAGUUAAAUUAGUGUUGAGAUGCACAAUAUGAACUGAUCAACUCACUGCCAGUGGAGGUUUCCCUGGUAUGGAUCUCAUCAGGAAGUUGCUUUCUUAGUGUAGAGGCAUAGAGCUCGCCAGUUUAGUCUUAAAAAAUGGAAAUGAAACCUCUGGUUCCUAUGAGGGAAAUGAAACCUCUGGUUCCUAUGGGGGAAAUGAAACCGCUGGUUCCUAUGGGGGAAAUGAAACCUCUGGUUCCUAUGGGGGAAAUGAAACCUCUGGUUCCUAUGGGGGAAAUGAAACCUCUGGUUCCUAUGGGGGAAAUGAAUGAGGAAAGAAUGGCGUUUUGGGAUAAAUGUCAAAAAUAAGGUCUGAGGUGAACACAGGCUUUUUUGUUCUAUGAGAUAAUAUCAGUCAGUUAACAUGACCUUCAUGGACUAUGAAGCCUUUAUGUGCUUAUUUCGAUUACAUAAAUACUUAAAAGUUCCACAAAAAGGUACGUUAGCUGAUGAAGAUUAUUUAAUAGAACAAAACGUAUAGGAUCUCCUAAGCCUGUGUUUACCACAGACCUUAUUUUCAGCGUUUAUCCAAAACCCCUCCAAAAACCCCAUUAAUUUCCCCAUAGGGUUAGCGUCCACCAGUGCCUACAAAAAUAUGCCAAUACUAUUUCUGUCUAUUGCUAACCUACAUGACAGAAUGUUGUGUAGAAUGUACAUUACUCCAAAAAACGAAUUCAAACCUUUAGAAUUGGCGAGAAGAUGCGCGAUGCAUACCACUGCCAAUGUAGUGGGAGUAUACAGGAUGCAGUCCAAUAACAGACCAGGUUAGUAUAGAUGUACAAGACCAGAUUGGUGAUUGUGUUUGUCUGCAGAUCAAUGAUUACUGGUUCAUCUCUUCCUCACAGUGUCUCUGUGCUCCUGGAUGGAUAGGGGAGUUCUGUCAGUAUGGAGGGAACGCCUGCCUGAUCUACCCAGACAGCUGUAUGAAUGGAGCCACCUGCAUCACCACAAGUCAACCUACGGCUGCCCCACAGUACAGAUGUAUCUGCAGCCCUGGUUACACA
Molecule: messenger RNA, 34865 nt
Organism: Coregonus sp. 'balchen'
Lineage: Eukaryota; Metazoa; Chordata; Actinopteri; Salmoniformes; Salmonidae
Source: the annotation of a GenBank genome assembly